This is a messenger RNA of Leptopilina heterotoma, 1569 nucleotides long. Its product is annotated as leukocyte elastase inhibitor-like. Gene Ontology annotation, molecular function: serine-type endopeptidase inhibitor activity. The record is from RefSeq and is a predicted model, not a curated record. NCBI's taxonomy places the organism in Eukaryota, Metazoa, Arthropoda, Insecta, Hymenoptera, Figitidae. The transcript has 7 exons. The coding region runs from base 120 to 1514 and encodes 464 amino acids.
AUGGAAAACACGAGUUAAUAGUCACAGUGAGUCAGUCAGUUCACUUUUGACCAAAUUGAAGUUGCUUGUUUCUAACACUCGUCAGUAGGGUCUCAUCACUUAUUUACAUCGCAUCAAAAAUGAAGCAACUGUUAGUAUUAUAUUGCAUAUUAAUAUGCAGCAACGCUUUAAAUUUGGAUUUUAUUAUGCCUGACGAAACGGAGCAAGUAAGAGAGAGAGUACCAGGUUAUUAUCCAAAUACACGAAAUUUGGAAUUUCUGAAUCCAGUAAACAAUGGAAGGCUCUAUGUUGAUAUUAAAAAUGUAAUUUCCCACGGAGUUGUUCAAUUUGCCUUAAAAAUUGAUGAUGCAAUGUCUAAAGCGAGCAGGAGUUUAAUAAAUAAAACUGAUGACAAUGAGAAUAUUAUUUUUUCACCAGUUUGCCUAGCUGGAAAUUUGGCACUUAUUAUGUUGGCAGCAAAGGGAAAUACUUUUCAGGAAAUUUCUCGAACACUUGGAUUGCAAUUAAACACUUAUGAAUUAACACCAAUUUAUUAUGAUGUUAUUCACAAAACGUUUGGUCAAUUACUUGGAAAAAUCGAUAGAAUGGACGAAAACUAUCAAACUAAAUAUGCGAAUGGACUUUUUAUUCAGGAAGGACAACAAAUAAAAGGCAAUUUUCAAAACAAAAGUACUGAAUUUUACAAGUCCGAUAUUUACGGUCUGAAUUUUUUGAAUAGUGUAAAGGCCAAAAAAACAGUGAACGAUUGGAUUAAUUAUAAAACAAAUGGAAAAAUUACGGAAAUUUUAACUAAAGAUCUUCAUCCAAAAUCGCAAAUUAUUUUUGCAUCUGCUUUAUAUUUCAAUGCAGAAUGGAGUCAUCCUUUUUCAGAUUUCGCCACAAGAAGGAGUUAUUUCAAGAUUGAACCAAAUCAAUUUAUAAAUAUCGAUUUGAUGUUCACCUCUCAGGAAUUCCCUUAUUUCAUGAGCAAAGAGUUGGGUGUUAAAAUAAUCGGACUGCCCUACAAAAAUUCCAAUACAACAAUGUACGUUUUACAACCAAAAGUCGAAGGAGCAAUUGCCUUAAGAGAAUUCAAAAAAAUCUUAAAUCCAUCAAUAUUAGACGAUUUAAUUCGCAGAAUGAAGAGUCAAGAAUGCAUUGUUGCAUUCCCAAAAAUGAAACUAACAAGUUCAUUGCGUUUAAAGCAUACAUUGCAAUCUCUUGGAAUGAAAACUUUAUUUGAGGAAGCUGAUUUGAGUUCGGGUUUUGCUUCAUUAAAAAAUAAUAACAAUCAAAAUGAACAUUCAACAUUAAUGGUCGAGGAUGUUUUACACAGUGUUGAGAUAAGUAUUAAUGAGAAAGGAACUGAAGCAUCAGCCGCAACAAUUGCUUCGGCAAUUGAUCGAAUGAACGAUAAACCAAAAUUCAUUGCCAAUCGGCCAUUCAUUUUUUUCAUUCGACACGAUAUCACUAAAUUAAUAUUAUUUUGGGCCACCAUCAAUAAACCAACGCCAAAUUAUAAAAUUGACGAAUAAAGUUAGAGAGAAAGAAAUAGAUUUUAAUUUAGUUACUUUAUUAUAAACAAAAUUC